GAAUAUGGCUCUGGUUAUGCUUCCAAGUGACCUACCCUGGUGGGAUUCAGUUAAAAGAUUACUAAAAAAAAUUGCAGAAACCAAAAAUUCAUCUGAGCUGAUAGAUAAAAUGCAAAAAAUAUAUGAAAUGUGCAAUGUAAGUUUAGAGCCCGACGAAGAAAGCAUUGAUCCCCACCAGUUUGCAGGCUUUAUGAACUUUUUAGAUAACGAUUUAACAAAUGAAGAAAGAAGUACAUUUUUUUCCAAAACGUUACCCAACUUGGCAACCAGAGCUUUAAAAAUAAAAGAAUGUCGGCCAAAAAACGGUCUACACUUCAGUUUGCAGCAACAAGCUGACAGUACAGAGUUGGACUACACCUUUGUGUCGUCCUUAGUUGCCAACGCAUUUUUUUCUACAUUUCCUAAAAGAACUGACAAAACCCAUCCAACGUUACAAAAUUUUAAUUUUGCUGAUUUUUUUAAAAGUCUCAAUCACACUACCCAAAAAUCCAAAUUAAAAAGUAUACUCUACUAUUUUGAAUGGUUGGCGAAUAACGAGAAUUCUAAUGGCACAAUGAAGAUUUUGCGACAAGUUAUGAGUAGUAAAGAAUGGCUAACAAUAGAAGAUUGGGUGGAAUGUAGCUUACCUCUUUGUUCUUUAAAAAUACGCCAUGAUGGAAAAUUGAAUCGAACGGAAGAAGAUUGCCUCCAAAUAUGCUUCUCAAGUGCCAAAAUAGGAGGCAACGUUUUGGGCAACGGAUUUACUCAGGAAUGUAUAAAUCUAGUGACUGCGCCAGAGUUACUUACAAUACUUUUAAACGUUGAAGCCUUAGAAGACAACGAAGUACUUACAGUAGAAAACGUAAGGCAUAUUUCCAGAAUGGUAGAUCCCAAACAUAGAGCCUUUUUAGAAAAAUUUGACAGCCCCAAAGAGCUGUCCGUAUGCUGUAUAGAUGCAGAAGAUUACACAAAGUUACCUAUUGGACAAUACGAAGAGGACAACAUCUUACGGGAAUUGAAUAAGUGCCUAUUGGGAUUUCAACAAAAACAGUUAGUUAAAAACGAAAAGGAAACACCAUUUCAUCAACGUAGAAGACUCUCCCCAAUUGGAGAAUCUAUGGGUUCUAAUCAAUCAGACUGCCUAAAUAUACCUUUAAUAACUCAGCAAUCUUGUAGUACUACCCACAGCGGCUCAAUUUCUCCUAUACCAGACAAUAAUAACUUAGUAAACGAUAGACUAUGUGUUCAGUUAGAAAUGGAAAAGAAUUUGCAGAAACGAAAUAAAGCCAGUGACUCGGUGGUACAUGGAAGAAGGGGAAGAUUUAUAGUUCUUGGUUCCUCCGGAGAGUGUCUUCCAAUUACAAGAAAACCAUACGAGGAGGAAAGCAGAAGUGAGUACGACAGUUGUGAGUCGUCAGAAGGGGAAUUCCACAGUGCUAAAACGAGUGUGGAUGACGGUGACGAAGAUGAAAACUAUCAUAAACGCUACAGCAUAGACUUAGAAACUCCUGAACGCCGAAAUGUUUUUGCUCAACGAUUACGAGACGCCCUGCGCAAGGAAAUAACAACUAGCACGCCAUCUACCAGUGAAGAAUCCAGUUAUGCCGUCGGAAUUUCAGUUACGGGAUCAAAUUUACAAGAUAGGGAUAUAAGGGUACGGAGAGGAGGAUCCACUGGAUUUGCACUAAAGGAAGAAUCUCUGGAUGAUAACUUUUUAGAAAACUCGUUAAACCAAGAAAAAGAAUGGAUAGAUAAAUUUAGGAAUAAACAAUCUUCUGUGUUAAAUCGAAAAGAAUCUAACAAAUCAUCUGAAUAUAGUUUUAGUACUGAAUACAGUUCCGAAUUAGAAGAAGUGUACGAACAAUUUUCAAGAUGGUUGGAAAGUCCAAUGUUAGAAACUGAAAAAGGUACAAAGAGGGAGCUGGAUGCAAGAGAAUUAGCAGUUGUUAGAUUUGCAGGGUCAAUUUUAAAACGCACUUUAAGCGAAUCCUUCGUUGGUGUUCCGGUACCGAUGACGGAGAAUUGUGAUAUACAUUCAUGUUCAAAUGAUGAAUAUUCAACAAGAAAAAACAAAUUAGUUCUUAAUGCCAAAUCGUUAAGUUUAGAAUUAGCGAGACAGAAACACCGACUCGCCGCUCAACUCACCGAUGACAAAUGCUGCGAUACCCAAAGUAGGCCUGUAACAUUAACACACUGUGAUAAUGAAGACUCAGCUUGUAGUUUAACAAAGUCUAGAAAUUGGUUUAUUACUUGUGUUACUGAAGCGAUUGUGCAGAAUUUAGAAGAUGUUUCAGUUAGUAUCCGUUUACAGCAAACUGACGAUGAGCUGUCACAAAUAUCCGAGAAACCAAAAAACGGCCUAAAACCCAUAUCCACAGGCAACUGGGGCUGCGGAUCUUCCCACAAAGGUGACGUCCAGUUAAAAGUCAUCAUACAGUGGAUGGCUGCUAGCGUAGCAGGUGUACCGGCACUGAUCUACUGCACUUACGGCCAUCAACAGCUAGCCAAACUAGAUACAGUCUGCAGAAUACUGAUUGACAGAAAAUGGACGGUAAGAGACUUGGCAGAGGCGGCUCUUAGAUAUUCGAAUAGGGUUAUACAAGGCAAGGAACUCAGUGGGACAUUGUUUGAGGAGCUGAUUGGCAUGGAGAGAACAGUGUAGGGUUAAACUGUUAUUUGUUACAAUAAAAAUAUACUUGCGAGAAGUUCUGAGGUACAGGGAAAAAUGAAUUAACAAAUAAAUUUAGAAAACAAUAAGAAAUUGAUAUUUUUUCAAUCAGUUAUGGGAACAGUAGAACAAAGUAUGAAAAUAAAUAUUUUAUUAAUGUUUGUAUUUAAAUCGAAAACGUAAUUAACAUAAAUAUAUGUUACAUUUUGACGUCUUCAGCCGAAAUUAUCUAAAUGUGCAUAAAUAACCUUAUUUUCUCAAUUUCAUAGUAUUAUUCUCUUACAGGAUUGCAAAAAGGACGAUGUUAAAACAUUUUUUUUACAAUAUUAGAUCAUUGUUACUUUUUGGAUCAAGAAAAAUCAAAUCUAAAUACGAGAGUCUACAGUUACGUGUUAUGAAAUGGACAAAUGCAUUUAAGGAUUUGGUUUUAAGAAUUUUAUUAAAACUUUCAAUUGAGUGCUACAUAGAUUCCACAAAGUAUCAAGAAAGAACCCCAUUCGAUUUUUAAAUCACGAGAUUUUUCUCCUCUCAUAUUAUUACGACGUUUCAGGCGUUGUACUGUUGUUUUCGGAAUUCGGAUUCCCCUUCCCAUGUCAUUUACCCACUUAUAUUUUUUCUAUCCAGAGAUCACCAAAGUAUAUUUAUACAGGGUGGUCUUUUAGUAAUUGUACAAAAAGAAACAGUAGAUUCUACACUAUAAAAUAUUACGAUUUGAGCCAACUUGCUUUAAUAAAAUGUUAUUAAGAAAGAUACAGGGUGUUAAAGUGAAAAUUAAAAAUUUUAUUUGUCGCUAUAACUUUCAUGUUUGUGAACAUUUAUGUAUAAAAAUAUUCAACUUAAAGCUUUUGAGUAUGAGGAAUUAUAAUUUGAUGCAUACUUUGAUGUAGCUGAUUAAGGACGCUAUUCGCUCCGUGCGUAACCGUGGUAGGGGUACCUUGAAACGAUGCUCUUUUUAAGCAAAAAUUUUAUCAAAAAUGGGUGCGAAUAGGUGUUGCGUAUUUAAUUCUAUAAUAAUAGCAAAAGUAGUGAGUGUAGUUUAUAUAGGUUUCCAAAGAUUACAUAUAAAUUAGAGAAAAGAAAAAUAUGGAUUAAUGCUAUUAAUAUGAAAAAGUGAUAUCACAUAAUCUCAUUUUUGCAACUGAAAUAGAAAAAAUUUAAAUAAUACAAUACAAUAAAUAACCUAUAAAAGAUAUUUCAUCUGGCUUCAAGCUAACUGCAGCCUGCCUAAUGACUUUAGCUUUUAUAUGAUAACUUUUACUAUUAUUGCGAUUUGCCAGCACUAGAUUUUUCCCCUUCUUUUUCGUUUGGGAUGGAAAAGAUAAACUAUGAUGAAUUUUUAGAAACACAGUUCUCAAUACUACAUCCAUUUUGUUCAUAAACUGGAAAAAUAUAUUUAAAAAACUAAUUAAAAAUAAUUGUCAAUUUCUUAUGUAUAUAUUUAUCAUAUAUAACAUAUGUUUAACCUCAAAUUUGGAGGUCCAAAACUGUCAGAUGAAGGCGGUAGGUGUCGCGUCAGUCACGCACGGGGCGAAUAUAUGUCACAUUUACGGCAUAUGUUUGUGUACAGUAAGUUGUCACGUUUAGGAUAAAAUGAACCACUAUCGCCUAAAUUCCGAAAUAGAUGUUUAAAGGAUUGGUGAUUAGGUUGCAGUCUGUUUGGAUAUAUUUUUAAAUAAUUUCUUUUUGCUGCACGCCAGUUGUGUUGCUAAUAAUAAAUAGCAAUCAUAUCUCUCAUAUCUGUAUUAGAAAAAUUAUUAUGCCUCGGCGUGUUCUGCUUUUCUUAAGUAAACCAAAAUAAACUGGAUAUUACAAAGAUCGUUGAAUAAUCGAAACACGACUUAUUUUUAGUUGUCAUAAGCAGUCGUGACAUCAGCCUACUAUGUUAAAAUUUUCCGUAAUGUAUAGCACUUUUAAGGGUUUUUAAAUAUACCCAUUUACAAAUAUCUAACCUCUUUUUUGUGAUACGUGGUAUACAGCCAGCUGCAGGAAUUAUUUUCCUUGUGGAUUUUAUUAAGUAUACCUUUUUUUAUUUAAACACUGUAUCUUUAAUAUUUUUUAACACAAAUAGCGCCAAGUCAAAGAGCAAAAAAGUAAGGAGCAAAUUUGCAUAGCAUAUGUGACGCCCCCUAUCAGCAUCAAAUUAUAAUUUAGCUGUAAAUUUUAUACAUAAAUGUUCACAAACAUGAAAGUUAUAGCGACAUAUUUUAAAUUUCCACUUUAACACCCUAUAUAUUUCUUAAUACCACCAUUUCAACAAAGCAAGUUGGCUUAAAUUGUAAUAUUUUAGGUGUAGAAUCUACUGUUUCAUUUUGUACAAUUACUUAACUGAAUUAUCAUUCACAACAUCGAGCAUAUCGACUAUACAGAUAUAUUUGCUGUAAACAUUAAAGAGCUGAAAGUUUCUAUUAGGUAUAUAUCAUUCAUAAAAUAAGUAAGCUGUAAUUAUCUCUGUAC
Molecule: messenger RNA, 5101 nt
Organism: Diabrotica balteata
Lineage: Eukaryota; Metazoa; Arthropoda; Insecta; Coleoptera; Chrysomelidae
Source: the annotation of a GenBank genome assembly